Messenger RNA from Dendrobium catenatum, 3903 nucleotides. RefSeq names its product type II inositol polyphosphate 5-phosphatase 15-like. NCBI's taxonomy places the organism in Eukaryota, Viridiplantae, Streptophyta, Magnoliopsida, Asparagales, Orchidaceae. The transcript has 11 exons. Bases 74 to 3679 code for a protein of 1201 amino acids. Gene Ontology annotation, molecular function: phosphatase activity; protein binding. Gene Ontology annotation, biological process: phosphatidylinositol dephosphorylation. The record is from RefSeq and is a predicted model, not a curated record.
AUAAUUUCUGUUGACAAUACGGGCCAAAAGCAAAGCGGAGAACGGUCGGUGCGAGGAGCGUGGGAGCUCGAGAAUGGAUGACAGAAAGGAAGAAGACGACGGCGAAACCGGUUAUCGAGAUAUCUACGUAUCCGAAGGCUUAGGCGUUUCCCGACGCCGGCGAAAUGUGCAGUUCUGUAGCCAGUCUCCGGAUCGCCACGCCGUCCCAGUGGACGCCACCUCGAAGGGAAGAAGCAUUCGGGAGUACGGGGAAGACCAAGUAUCCGAUACCUUCUGUGAAAAUCUUGCUUCCGGCGGUACCUACGCUUUCAACGAAGGUAGCAACGUUGCCCGAUCUUUGUCCUGCCCUCAAUAUUGCUCCACCCCGUCGCCGCUGUCACAUCACAAUUACUCCAAUUCCGUGGAGGAUAUUCGAUUCCCGUACUCCAACUAUGCAAUUGGUGGAUCUCUUGACAGUGUUAUCUCCUUUCCCUUCGAUCCACGGCGCGACAGCGACGUUAGUUCCAUUUCCGAGAGCGACGGCACAGUAACCCUCGAGCGCGCCAUGUCGGAGUUCGGUGGCGCACCGGGGACCCUGCCGGAGUUCAUGGGCGUCGGUGGUGGCACUGGGAUUUUUCGCGUGCCGAUCUGCGCCGCGAUGCGCGCCGACCGGCCGCCAGCGCUGGAGCUCCGGCCGCACCCGCCUCGCGAUACCCAGGCAGGGUCCUUUCUGCGCACUAUUGUCUGCACUAGCUCGCAGCUUUGGGCUGGUCAGGAGUCAGGAUUGCGUUUCUGGAAAUUUUCCGAGUUUUUCGAGAGUUGGAACGGGAGGAUGGCAAAGCGAGGGGAUGAGGACAGCGCCCCUUUUUAUGAGUCGGACUGCACUUCACCAGUACUUUGCUUGGUGGCAGAUGAGGCGAGUGGGUUCGUGUGGAGCGGGCACAAGGACGGAAGGAUAAGAUCAUGGAAAAUCCCAAAGCCGGAGUCGGAGAGUUCUUGGAAGGAGGAGGAUGUGGAAAUUGGAUCGAAAACCAUUGGUGCUGGGAUUGGUGAGCCUGGUUCUCUGUUCAGAGAAGGUCUCUCAUGGCAGGCCCAUCGCACUCCUGUGCUAUCCAUGAUCAUCACUUCAUAUGGUGAUUUAUGGACAGGUUCUGAGGGCGGGGUUUUGAAAGUCUGGCCAUGGGAAUCCAUUGAGAAGUCGCUUUCUCUGACUGUAGAAGAAAGACACAUGGCUACUUUACUAGUCGAGAGGUCAUAUAUUGAUCUUAGGAGCCAGGUCACUGUAAAUGGGGUGUGCUCCCUGCCAUUUGUAGAUAUACGAUUUCUGUUAUCUGACAAUUCUAGAUCUAAAGUGUGGAGUGCUGGUAGCACAACCUUUGCACUGUGGGAUUCUCGCAAAAAGGAGCUUUUGAAAGUCUUUAACAUAGAUGGUCAGGUUGAGAAUCGGAUUGAUAUAGCAUCUCAGGAGAUGCAUGUGGAGGAUGAGACAAAAGCCAAGUUAACAAAGAAGGAAAAAUCAGGAUCCAUGAGUUUUUUCCAACGCUCAAGAAAUGCCUUGAUGGGUGCAGCUGAUGCUGUUCGGAGAGUUGCACAGAAGGGAACAUUCACAGAAGAUAGUCGAAGAACAGAAGCACUAGCCAUAACAAUGGAUGGAAUGAUUUGGACUGGAUGCACUAAUGGUUCACUUUUUCAAUGGGAUGGAAAUGGGAAUAGACAAUUUGAAUUUCAGCAUCAUUCUUCUGCAAUAACGAGCAUUUGUGCCUUUGGGACUCAGCUGUGGGUGGGAUAUGUGGAUGGCAACAUUCAUGUUUUGGAUCUUGAAGGAUAUUUGCUCGGUGGUUGGGUUGCUCAUAGUGGUCCUCUUAUAGAUAUGGAUAUUGGCUCUUCUUAUAUUUUUACUUUGGCAAACCAUGGGGGGAUUCGUGGGUGGAGCCUAACAUCACCAGGACCAAUUGAUGACAUCUUACGAAUGGAGCUGUCCAGUAAAGAACUCACCUACACAAAAACAGAAAAAAUUAAAAUCUUAGCUGGUACUUGGAAUGUUGGACAAGAAAGAGCAUCUCACGAUUCUCUCAUUUCAUGGCUUGGCAGUGCAGCAACUGAAGUUGGAUUAGUUGUUGUUGGCCUUCAAGAAGUUGAAAUGGGUGCCGGCUUUCUUGCAAUGGCUGCUGCAAAAGAGACUGUUGGUCUUGAGGGGAGUAAUAAUGGGCAGUGGUGGUUGGAUACUAUUGGUAAGACCUUAGAUGAAGGAACAUCUUUUGAACGUGUUGGCUCAAGGCAGCUUGCUGGGUUGCUCAUUGCUGCAUGGGUUAGGAAAAGCCUUAGACCAAAUGUGGGUGAUGUUGAUGCUGCAGCUGUAGCAUGUGGUUUUGGGAGAACGAUUGGAAACAAGGGGGCUGUUGGUUUGAGAAUGCGGGUCUUUGACAGGGAUCUAUGCUUUGUCAGCUGUCAUUUUGCUGCUCAUUUGGAAGCAGUCAGCAAGAGGAAUUCUGACUUCAUUCAUGUUUAUCGAAAUAUGUCCUUCACCCGGCCUUCUGUUGAACAAAAUUCUGGACCAGCUGGCGCUACCCCAGUACAAGUACAUCGUGGAGGGAAUUCAGUAGGCUCUCAAUAUGACGAGAAACCUGAUUUAUCGGAAGCAGAUAUGGUGAUAUUUCUGGGUGAUUUCAAUUAUAGGCUAUUUGGCGUAUCUUAUGAUGAAGCUAGAGACAUGAUUUCUCAAAGAUGUUUUGAUUGGCUAAGGGAAAAAGAUCAACUUCGAGCAGAAAUGAAAGCAGGCAAAAUUUUUCAAGGAAUGCGGGAGGCUCAAAUCAAAUUUCCUCCUACGUACAAAUUUGAAAGGCACCAACCUGGUCUCUCGGCAUAUGAUGCUAGUGAGAAGAAGCGCAUUCCUGCAUGGUGUGACAGAAUUUUAUAUCGUGAUAGUCGUUCUAUCUCAGUGGCUGAAUGCUCGUUGGAAUGCCCUGUUGUCUCUUCAAUUUCACUCUACGAAUCAUGUAUGGAUGUAACAGACAGUGACCACAAACCUGUUCGAUGCAUAUUUAGUCUUGAAAUUGCACAUAUAGACCGGAUAGUAUGGAGGCAAGAAUUUGGAAAAUUACUUGCAUCGCAUGAGAAGAUAAGGUCUUUGGUUGAGGAAUAUAGCAUUGUUCCAGAAACAAUUGUCAGCACAAACAAUAUCAUACUACAAAAUCAGGAUACUUCCAUUCUUCGAAUAACUAACAAAUGUGACAAGCACGAUGCUAGUUAUGAAAUCAUCUGUGAAGGUCAAUUUACAAUGAAUGAUGAUGGAAGUCCCUCUGAACUUUGUGCUAAAGGUUCCUUUGGCUUUCCUAAUUGGCUACAGGUUGAACCUGCUGCCGGAAUAAUCAAGCCUGGGCAGAUUAUGGAAGUCACAGUUCAUCAUGAGGAUUUCUAUACCCAGGAGGAAUUUGUUGAUGGAUUUCCACAUAAUUGUUGGUGUGAGGACACCAGGGAUAAAGAGGUGGUGCUGCUAGUUAAAGUGACAGGCACCUAUUCAACAAAGAGCAAAUACCACCGGGUCAAUGUGCGUCAUUGCCAUUCGAACAAGGACUCAUUCAGUUAUAUGAAAGAGAGUUCCAACAGAUUACAGUCAAACCAAAAUCACCUACAAAGAUCUGAAUUUGCCAACUUUGGCAGUUCAGAUGUGGUGAAUUUGUAUCACAUUCGCAGCCCAUGAGACAGUGAGGGAGCAAUGCAGUGAUUUUUGCAAGAAUUGGAAACACAUAAGUUUGAGGAAUGCAUCAAGUAUAGAGAGUAGAGCUUUAUUUUUACUUGAAUUAUUCUUUUAUGUACAUAAGCCACGCAAGCUAAUCCAGGUUUCAUAUUCUGCAUGCUUAGAGAAGAGAAACAAGUAGAAAAGAUGGGGGUUUUGGAAUAUUUUUAGCCUUUUCCCUGUUUCUA